CCCUUUCUGAGAAACGAGGGAUAAAUUUUCCAGAGAUUAAAAAAUAUAUUUAUAUUCUGUCUAUAUAUCUAUCUAGUCAUAGCUUUCCUUGUGAUGCCCAUCCCUAGCUUAUAUAAGGUUUGUACUUCACACAUACCAACUUUGGUAAGCAAGAAAAACUUCAGUGUAAAAGGGCAGAAGGAAAAGGGGAACCAGCCUAACAAUGGGAGCUGUCCAAAAGAGAAAUGGACUACUUUGAGGAGGUAUUGGGAUCUCUCUCUCCUUUUCUUCAGGCUGAAGAAUGAAUGAUCACUUGACCAGAGUUCUGAAAAAGGAUUCUUGUUGAAGUAUGGGAUGAAGCACAUUCAGAAAUACACGGAUCAGUUACUCAAAGCUUAAACCCUCCUCUUAUCAUCAUCACCGUUCUUUGUUUUUUACUUGAAAUUCUGGAAACCAAAUAAUUUUCAGACUAUUGUGAACACUGAAAGCUAGAUUCCCCUUGUUGAUGGAAAUGCCACAAAAUCCAAGAGGAGAAAACACUUUGAUUUCUACCCAGCCAUUUGUUUUUUCUAGCGUAUCCCCUUCAGUUGAGAAUGGAUUUGACAUCAACUCCCCAGGCACAAAAGAGAGAUGUCACACACCCUUGAGCAAUGGCACUGUACUUUCAAAUACUAACAGUCCCUUGGACUCCUGCAUGCAACCCCUCUGCAAUGUCACAUCUGGUAAAUCUAGCCCCUGUAGUGAAGAAGUCAAAUAUGUGUCUGCAGAGGGAGAAAACAUUUCCUGCGGCUGGGGGGCUUUCGCCCCCGAUUGUUUACAAUUUUUCAACACGCCCAAAGGAAUACUCUUUUUCCUCUGCAUGGCUUCCUUUCUGCAGGGAAUGACAGUGAAUGGCUUCAUCAACACCAUCAUUACCUCCAUCGAACGUCGCUAUGAUCUCCACAGUUACCAGAGUGGGCUUAUUGCCAGCUCCUAUGACAUAGCAGCUUGUGUCUGUCUGACCUUUGUCAGCUACUUUGGAGGCACGGGACACAAACCUCGGUGGCUUGGGUUGGGGGUACUGGUGAUGGGGCUUGGCUCCUUUCUCUUUGCCUUGCCUCAGUUUACCACUGGUCAUUAUGAAGUGAACUUCUCAGAAGAGUUUGGAACGUGUGGCUCAAGUCAAAAUGUGUCCUGUACGGAAGGUACCUCGAGUCUCUCCAACUACAUGUUUGUCUUCAUGCUUGGACAAUUCCUUCACGGGAUUGGUGCAACCCCACUGUACACUCUGGGAGUGACUUACCUUGAUGAAAAUGUCAAGUCAAACUAUUCUCCAGUCUAUAUUGCAAUUUUCUAUACAGCUGCAAUUCUUGGCCCUGCGGCAGGUUACCUGACUGGAGGUGCACUGCUGAACAUUUACACUGAAAUUGACAGACCGACUGAGCUAACUACAGAAAACCCUUUGUGGGUGGGAGCUUGGUGGAUCGGGUUCCUGGGGGCUGGAGCAUCUGCUUUCCUCAUUUCUAUCCCCAUCCUUGGCUACCCUCGUCAACUGCCAGGAUCGCAGCGCUAUGUGGUAAUGAGGGUGUCUGAAACUCAUCAGUUAAAGAAUGGGAGCCAAAAGACAGCAUCUGAUCCAGACUUUGGGAAAACAGUCAAAGAUCUUCCUCUCUCAAUCUGGCUGCUGCUACGGAACCCUACAUUCAUCCUGCUCUGCUUAGCUGGAGCAACGGAGGCCACCCUCAUUGCUGGCAUGUCAACUUUUGGGCCCAAGUUCCUCGAGUCGCAGUUCAGUUUAAGUGCUUCUGAAGCUGCUACCUUAUUCGGUUACCUGGUGGUACCAGCAGGGGGAGGAGGUACAUUCCUGGGUGGAUUCUUCGUGAACAAAUUUAAGCUCCGCUGCUCAGGGAUUAUCAAGUUCUGCCUUUUUUGCACAUUGAUAAGCCUGUUCGCCGUAUUCAUAUUUUUCAUGCACUGUCCAAACAUGCCUGUGGCUGGUGUGACACUUAAAUAUAACGGGAGCAUCCUGCCAGAAGGCAGUAUACAGCUGUUGGCUUCCUGCAAUGAGAAAUGUGGAUGUCUGAGGGAGAUCUACAGUCCAGUGUGUGGUACAGACAAUGUGAUGUACUACUCUCCUUGCCAUGCUGGGUGCUCCACAGUGUCCAUCCUUCCAAAGGGGGGCAAGAAGGUUUACCGUAACUGUAGCUGUAUUCCUCAGCAUUUCCCCUAUCGUUUGGGUCAUGCUACAGCAGGGAAAUGCACUUCAUCUUGUCAGAGAAAGUCCCUUCUUCUGGUUUUCGUAUUCGUUGUAAUUUUAUUUACAUUCCUAAGCAGCAUUCCUGCUUUAACUGCAACUUUACGGUGUGUCUCUGACCGGCAGAGAUCCUUUGCACUAGGAAUUCAAUGGAUUGUUGUACGCACUCUAGGUGGAAUUCCAGGCCCAAUUGCCUUUGGCUGGGUGAUUGAUAAAGCUUGCUUACUCUGGCAGAACCAAUGUGGAGAUCAGGGAUCCUGCUACAUUUAUCAGAACUCUGCUAUGAGCCACUAUAUUCUUAUUGCUGGAAUUGUUUACAAGGUGCUUGGGAUCAUUUUCUUUGGCUCGGCCUGUUUGCUGUAUAAGCCACCAAGAGGGUCCCCAGACUCUGCAGUAGCAUCUCCUCCUAGCAGUUCAAGUGCUUCUGAAAACACCACUGACCUCCAAGAGCAUGGCUCUGCCCUACAAACCCAGAACAGCGUUUAAAUAUCACACUGUCACUCCAUCUCAGCCCCAUAUCCCACUGUAUUAUUGAAAUUCCCACUUAAUUUCAUCACUUACAUCUGUAACCAAUAGCUUUGGGUUUCCUUGGAAGGGCUAACUAAACACUUAACCUGUUCUUAACAAAACUGAUUAACCAAUCUGAUGUGCUCCAAUCUAUUUUAAAAAGCACAUAUUGGAUGCUCGUGUUUCAGAGUAACUUGAGACAACAAUAUUGAGACAACUGAUGGUUUGGAUUUCCUCAGUGAAGAAAACAAAAGUUGUCCUAAUCAUUUGCAAGCAUGAAGUGAGACGGAAGGGAAGGAUGAGUCCAGUUCUGGACGUAGAAGAAAAAGCACAAAGUUCCUCUGUUCUAACUCUGCCUCCUCAAAAGAAAAGGUGGUAACAGCAGGAAGAGACUAAACAGAGGAGACAGGAAGGAAAAAAACCACCUGGACUUCAUAGGAAGGCAAGAAGAGCCUGUCUGAAUCCAGCAUCACCAUCGCCAUGCAUGACUUCCUAGUGGAUAUUCAAUGUAUGUCAUGGAUGGAUUCCUAUUUGACUUUGGGAGCAGCAGAAGGCUCAGCCAAGUCAGCACAAGGAAUAGCAGACUCCAAUUUGGUCUUCCUUACAUUCUGCCACUGCCAAAGCCUCCGAUCCUGUACCUUUUCCUAAACUCCUUAGGUUCCUCAACUGUGGUUUCUGUUUCAAAAAUUUGAAAUAGGUCAUCUUGAAAGACAUCUAAGGAUCUAUUUAGAGGCAUUGAUAGCUUUUUUUAAAAAAAAUAGAGACACAAAACAAGGAUCUAUGCAAUUUUAGAUUAGUUUUUUUUUUUUUUUUUUUUUUUAGUAUCAAAUGGCUGAGUUUGCUUGAGAGUUAUGUGUGAAUUUUAGAAUUUGUUGUUGGAAUAUUUUUUUCAGAGAAGAGGAAGACUUAGUUUGGUGGUUUCCUCAUAUGCUCUUUGAUAUGUAGACUUUUUAAAAUUGUGUUUUUUUUAUUGAAUCUUAUUGGUGAAUGUAUGAAAUUAUUAUUCUCUCUUGGAAAAAAACUACUGAUGAGAUAUGUAGUAAGAAGAUAGAGCCAAAUUCUACUCUCCUUUGUCUCUGUUUCUCUGUAUCUCUGUGUCUUUCUGUCUCUGUCUCUCUCUGUCUCAUCUUUCUGUCUCUGUCUCCCUCAGAUUUGUACGCAUAAGCACAAUUUAUAUUUAUUUGUGAAGAUAUUACCCAUUAUGACUUCAAUCCCAUGUGUGACGAAGGAAACUUUUCUACAUACAGAUAGACCCUCUGAAUGCCCCUUUAAAAAAAUCAGACCAUUGAAUCAAGUAACAAUCCAUUAUAGCUUCAGUUAUCUGUAUAGAUUGCCUGCCCUUUGAUUUUAUGUGUAUGUUCUAACAAAGAAAGGCUUAAAGCAGUUAAAUACAGCACCAUGAAAAAAGUU
Messenger RNA from Sarcophilus harrisii (Tasmanian devil), 4129 nucleotides. It is a transcript of the gene SLCO4A1, whose product is annotated as solute carrier organic anion transporter family member 4A1. The coding region runs from base 485 to 2698 and encodes 737 amino acids. Gene Ontology annotation, molecular function: protein binding. Gene Ontology annotation, biological process: sodium-independent organic anion transport; transmembrane transport. Gene Ontology annotation, cellular component: membrane. The transcript has 12 exons. Lineage: Eukaryota; Metazoa; Chordata; Mammalia; Dasyuromorphia; Dasyuridae. The record is from RefSeq and is a predicted model, not a curated record.